This is a messenger RNA of Trichoderma reesei QM6a, 402 nucleotides long. RefSeq lists its product as uncharacterized. Gene Ontology annotation, molecular function: carbon-sulfur lyase activity. Lineage: Eukaryota; Fungi; Ascomycota; Sordariomycetes; Hypocreales; Hypocreaceae. The record is from RefSeq and is a predicted model, not a curated record. The transcript has 2 exons. The coding region runs from base 1 to 402 and encodes 133 amino acids.
AUGGCCGCCUCAGGCACCAUGUGUCGCAAGUGGACGUCAUCCCUCAUUGCCCAAUUCAUCAUUGUGCUCCCAUCGCAGAUCCAGCCAGCAUUCGACAGCCACGAGACCUUUGAGGAGUACGAAUCGUCACCAGGCCGCUAUAGAGGGUUCUGCAAGCGGUGCGGGACGUCGCUGGUCUGGCGGUCCGCAGAUGACGCCAGCACAGUCGACGUCUUUUUGGGGACGGUGGAUGAGAAAUGGCUCGUUCACGAGGAUGGCGGCAAGGUCGGACAAGCGCUGGCGAGGCCCAAUGGGACGCAGUUUUGGAUGGAAAAUGCCAUUCCGGGAGUUACUGAUUUGGUCAAGGGGGGCAAGGAGUUUCUUAGGGAAGGGGAGGAUGGGUGGGAGAGGAAGAAGGAUUAA